AUGUCACAUUUAGGUAGAAUCAAUAAUUUGGUCAACCAUUUGAUGGUUGAAGAUGUUGAAGAGGAUCAAGAUGAAUUACACUUGAAUAAUGUUUCUGGAAAAGUAAAGAAAGAUUCAAUUACAGUUACAGAUAAUCGUACAGGUAAAACAUAUAAUGUUCCAAUUAAGGAUUUGACAAUCAAUGCUUUGGCAUUCAGAGAGGUGUCAGAGACAGCUGGAGACAAUGGAUUGAUGGUAUACGAUCCAGGUUUCCAGAAUACAGCGGUCGUCACAUCGACUAUCACAUACAUCGAUGGAGACAAGGGAAUUUUGCGAUACAGAGGCUACCCAAUCGAGGAGCUGGCAGAGCGCUCCAGCUUCCUCGAGGUUGCCUACUUGUUGAUCAACGGAAACUUGCCCAACAAGGUGCAACUCGACUCUUGGUCAAAUCGUAUCAUGACCCAUACAUUCCUCCACGAGAAUCUCGUCGGUAUGAUGAAAACAUUCCGUUACGACGCUCACCCAAUGGGUAUGUUGAUCAGCACCGUUGCGGCACUCGGAACUUUCUACCCCGAGGCAAACCCUGCCCUCGUCGGUCAGGACAUUUUCAAGUCCGAGUCGGUGCGUAACAAGCAGAUCUUGCGUAUCGUAGGUAAGCUACCGACGAUCGCUGCGUGCGCGUGGCGUCAUCGUAUCGGUCGUCCCUACAAUACACCGGUCAACCACUUGGGAUACACUGAGAACUUCCUUUACAUGUUGGACAAGCUGUCCGAGCAAGACUACAAACCGAAUCCAGUGCUGUGUCGUGCGCUCGAGAUUCUCUUUAUUCUGCACGCCGACCACGAGCUGAACUGCUCGACCGCAGCAAUGAGACACAUUGCAUCGUCGGGAACAGACCCAUACACUUCUGUGGCCGGUGCAGCGGGUGCGCUCUACGGUCCAUCGCACGGUGGUGCCAACGAAGCCGUCCUCGACAUGCUCCAACAGAUCGGUGCCAAGGACAACGUACCACAAUUCAUAGCCGACGUCAAAGCCAAGAAGAAGAAGCUGAUGGGAUUCGGACAUCGUAUCUACAAGAACUACGAUCCACGUGCCAAGAUCAUUCGUCGCGUUGCCUACGAGGUUUUCGACUCGCUCGGAAAGGAGCCACUGAUCGAAGUUGCCACCGAGCUCGAGAAGCAGGCGCUGAACGACGAGUACUUUAUCCAGAGAAAGCUGUACCCCAACGUCGAUUUCUACUCGGGACUCAUCUACAAGGCUAUGGGAUUCCCUACCGAUAUGUUCCCAGUGCUCUUUACCAUCCCACGUGCAGUCGGUUGGUUGGCUCACUGGAUCGAGCACUGCGAAGACCCAGAGACCAAGAUCUACCGUCCACGUCAAGUAUACAAAGGUGAAUGGUUCAGAAACUACGUACCAAUUGAAGGUCGUCCACCUGCUAAAGUUCGUUCACAAGAUUUCUAUUCCUCAUCGACCACCAAGAGAUAUUCAAAAGUAACAAGUUCAUCAUAA
Molecule: messenger RNA, 1488 nt
Organism: Heterostelium album PN500
Lineage: Eukaryota; Evosea; Eumycetozoa; Acytosteliales; Acytosteliaceae
Gene: cshA
Product: citrate synthase
Exons: 2
Coding region: 1-1488 (495 amino acids)
Biological process (GO): tricarboxylic acid cycle
Cellular component (GO): cytoplasm
Source: RefSeq, a predicted model, not a curated record